AUGGGUCGAGAUGCGAGUGGGGCCAGGGCUGGUAUAAAAGGGGCACCGUGGCAUCUGUGGAGCAUCAGUCCUCUAAUCCAAGGAACAGCAGCAACCAUGAGGGCAUUCAUGAUCGUGGUUCUCGCCGCAUCGGCGAUGGCGCGACCGGAAGCAGGCUACUCUUACUCUCAACCCAGCUCUAGUUACGGAGCACCUGGCGGUGGUGGAUCCACUGGAUUCGGCGGAGGUGUAGGCGGUGGACUUGGCGGACUCGGUGGACUAGGCGGGCUUGGCGGUGGAGGUGGCGGAGGAUUCGGUGGCGGUGCCGGUGGCGGUUUCGGCGGUGGUUUCGGAGGCGGUGUAGGCGGUGGAAUUGGAGGCGGUUUCGGAGGCGGUGCAGGUGGUGGCAUCGGAGGUGGUUUCGGCGGUGGAGCAGGUGGUGGUGGCGGCGGCGGUGGCGGUUUCGGAGGAGGUACUCUCAUCCAGAAACACAUUUACGUUCACGUGCCACCACCAGAAGCACCGGAAGAUAGACCUGCCAGACCCAUUGCGCAACCAGCACCGCCACAGAAACACUACAAGAUCAUCUUCAUCAAGGCGCCAACUCCUCCCACUACUGCUCCUGUUAUCCCUGCUCUUCCUCAGCAAGACGAACAGAAGACGCUGAUCUAUGUGUUGGUUAAGAAACCGGAAGAAGCGCCUGAGAUCUCUCUGCCUACCAUCGCGCCUACCCAACCAAGCAAACCGGAAGUUUACUUCAUCAAAUACAAGACUCAGAAGGAGGUCACGUCUGGAGGAGGUGGUGGCGGCGGCGGCGGUGGCGGAAUCGGCGGAGGAAUCGGCGGAGGAAUCGGUGGAGGAAUCGGUGGAGGAGUUGGAGGUGGAAUCGGCGGCGGAAUCGGCGGUGGAAUCGGCGGCGGAAUCGGCGGCGGCAUCGGCGGUGGCAUCGGCGGUGGUGGAAUCGGCGGUGGUGGCUUGGACGGCCAUGGUGGAAGCGGGCCAAGCGGACCAAGCACGUCCUACGGUGCUCCCAGUGCUUCAGGAGGGCCUUACUAGUCACACGAAAUGCCCGUUGAACCCCGCAGCUCCUCUUCCAUUCACAAUCGGACCCAUCUUAACGCUCCGCGACACGCACGCAUUCACGGCUUCGGCCACGGCUUCAGCCACGGCUCAACAGCGUCCCUUUUGGACGCGAAUCUCUGUGAUCCUACGUGGACGACCACGGCGACGAGCAGGAACACGAUCGACGGACCAAUCGAUGCCAAGAUAUGGCUCCUGCUCGCGAUUCGGAGUUACACGAUUAGCAAGAAUUAUAUGAGAACGACCACGAUCAUAUGGAUGACCGUGACGACCACGAUGAUAACCACGAUCAUGAUGAUGAUGAUGAUGAUGAUGAUGAUGAUGACGACGACGACGACGACGAUGUUGGCGACGAACGUUAGAAGAACGAUAACCAAGAAGAAGAAGACAACGACGACGACGACGACGACGAUUAGGAUUAAAAGUUUUUUUAUACGUUACUUUUUGCAAGAAAACGGUGGCGAAAUAAAGCUUUUUUUAUGUUUUUUACAUAAAUAUCCUGCUUUAUCAUUUAUUUACCAGAUUCAAUCCUCCUCCUCCUCAUCUUUAAUUUAUUACAUAUAUAUAUAUAUAUAUAUUAGUAAUUAUUAGUUGAAACAUCAAUGCAGGGCAAAGAAUGUUGAGUCAAAAUGAAAAUUAUGAUGAUGCAACGAAUGAAACAACAAUGGAGAUAAUGAUCAAUAGCGACAACUGAGAUCAGAUAGUGCUGUGUAAUUAUCCAAUGACAAUGAUGACAGUAAUCACUGUUUUAGUCUAACGUUGAAAGUAAUUGAAACUAAGGCUGCUGUAUUAAAAAUAAAGAUAAAUUUUUGAGAAAGCAAUAUGAGAAUCAGGAUUGAUACUAAAAGAGAAAUAUAGAAUUGUAGAAUUGUAAAAUAGCAAGGUAAAUAAAAUGCCAAAGAAGAAAGUUAAGAAUUAUCUAAAUAGCUACUAAAUUUCACCAUGAAUCAUAUACGACUGCAAAGUUAGCCUUUAAUCGUUGUUUCGAAAGUGUCUGUAUUUACUAAAGAAAAAAUAUAGUGUAACGUUAACUAGACACGGUAAAUAAUUUCCAUUUCAAUUCAAGCCUUGCGUUACCCUCUUAUUUACGUGAAUAAAGAGAAACCGAGGUAGGUAGCAAGUUGGUUUCGUGUCGUACAUACAUACGGAUACAUGUAUGUAAGUACAUACAGAAUUCUGCAUAUGAUGAGAUAAAUCGUGUGAUAAAUGCCUUAUUGUGCAACGAGCUCGGACUAAAACGCUCUACUAGGCUAGGAAACAUUCUGAUCCACACCACCCAGUGAGAAAUCCCACUGUGGUCCACCUACGUGCUGUGUUGACGCGAAUGUCUCACUCUUGCGUUAUGUGUAUGUACACCUUGUCGAAAGAUUUCUAUCAACUUGAACAAUUCUAGUUAAGCUUUUGUCUUUACAGUAUAAUUCAACUAUUAACCCUAAACAAAUAAAACAUACAUACAUAUGUAUUUAGUAUACUAUAUACUAUUUUUAUAAUGUUGACUUACUGUCUCAAACUAAAAACUAAAAAAUAAUCAACUUGUCGGUAGGAGGUUACACAUUUACUCUUCCUUAGCUACUCUAUCCGAUUCGGUUAGGUAGUAUAUUUUCUACAUCCAAGAGUACAUAUAAGCUAUUAUAGAAGAAGCAAUUGCAAACUCUCAUUUUCACUCAAGUAAAUCGUCGACGAUGCUCGACCUCGGAGAGUGGCUUCUCAGUGACAGAAAGAGAAGAAGAGUCCUUCAUCUUGAUUAGUAGCUGUUUAAGAAUAGUGAAAGUUUCUCUGCUGGCUUGCGUCACGACGCGACGUGACGCGACGCGACGCGACGCGACGCCUUUCCCAAAGAAGACGCGGAAAUCGACGCCUUCCUCUUACACGGACGAUCAAUCUUUUCAGCGACUAUCAUUUUUAACAAGUUAACUAUUCAUUCUCUCCCCCAUCUUCCGUUUUAUACCACUGUGUGCUUGUGUAAUUUAUAUAUUUCUUUAGACAUUUUUCUUACCUUGCCA
This is a messenger RNA of Osmia bicornis bicornis, 3062 nucleotides long. RefSeq names its product glycine-rich cell wall structural protein (gene Grp). The record is from RefSeq and is a predicted model, not a curated record. Lineage: Eukaryota; Metazoa; Arthropoda; Insecta; Hymenoptera; Megachilidae.